AUGGAUUUCUAUAAGCUCGGCAGCUUUAUGAACUUUAGUAGAAAACAAUUGGAGCAAAUACCUAAAGAAGUUUUACUUGCGUGUGCUCCAGAAGAAAUAGCAUUGAUAUGGAACAAGUUACCAGAGCACCUCAAGAAGGAUAAAGAUAUUAUACAAUACCAAUACUGUACAGAUCAUGAUGAGACUAGAGGUUCUGAGGAUGUUAUAGAUGGACCACCCCCAAGAAAGCUAUUUUGUUGUUAUUGUAAUAUUAGAGAUGUACAAAUUAAUGCUGGGGAAAAGGAAUCCAACGAUAACUUUUUAAACAAGUUUUAAAAGGAGUCCUCCAUAAUCAUUAAUAAUAAUAUAAAAGAUUCACACAAAAAUAUUUCUGAUUCCAACCCUGAAUAUUUGCGUGCCUAUUUCAUAAGUAAAGACAAUUCGCAACUUCCCGAUGACCUUAACGACGAAGCAAAAUGCAAGUUGCAAUCGGACACCUUAAUCGUUUUAACACCGACUGUUAUUACAAUAAAUAACAUUAAUUAUGUUUUUAUUCCAACGCAUGAAUCUAAUACUAUUGUAACGAAUGAAAUAAUUUUCGAAGCAAUUAAAUGUUUGAAAUCUUUUGCACAUACAGAUUUAGAAAAUUAUUAUGACCUCUACGAUAAUUUUAUUUUUAGUUAUAAAAAAAUGGUAGAACUUUGCGAUUUGAGAGAUUCUCAAAAGGAAUAUUUAAAACCUUGCAUUAUGGCAAAGAGCCUAUUUAAUCGGAUAAGUCGUGUUCUUCACCGUGUUCAAGAUAAUAACAGUAUAAUUGGAGAAAUUCUAAAUAGCCAGCAAUUUUUAAAUCGAACCAAACGAGGUUUAGUCAAUGCCGUAGGCAAUGUUGCAAAGGUUUUGUUUGGAACCUUAGAUGAAAAUGAUGCUAAACAUUUCAACGAAAUUCUCCAAAAACUGGAAACAAAUCAGAUAAAUAUGCAACACUUACUGUCAGAACAAACAAGUAUUUUUGAAAAUACCAUUCUAUCUCUCAACUCAUCAAAUCAAGCAAAUAAACAAAUUUUUGAAAAUUUAAACGGAAAAGUCAAUCAAAUUGAAACUUUCAUCAAUAAUCACAUAAAAGGUGUUAUUGAUAAUAUCACUUCAUAUGAAAAUUUCGCAUUACAGUUCUCUGAGUAUUUUUCUCUAUUCGAACUGGUCUCCGAACAGUUCCAGUUUUACCAAAGUGAUCUAUUAAACAUAAUUUUGUAUGCUCAAAAUGGUAUUUUACAUCCUUUAGUCCUAAGUCCAAAAAGGCUCAUAAACCAUUUAGUUAAGCAAAGCAUGUAUUUACCAAAAGGGUUAUCAUUUCCUGUACCUCUUUAUCAUCAUUAUUCUCAUGACCUGUAUAAAACAAUGCAUCCAAAUGUGUUUUACUCAAAUUAUAAAUUGUACUUUAUUUUAUACAUACCCCUUGUAAGUGAUAUUUCGUACAAUAUCGUUAAGAUGACAAGUUUACCUAUAAAAGUGAAUAAUGAUAAACUUUCUCAUAUAUUCUCAUUUAUUUCAUCAGAACACCAUUACUUAGUAAUAGAUAGUCUUAAGCGAAACUAUUUUUUUCUUGAUAACAAUGAUUUGAAAGAUUGUUCAAGAAUAGAUAAUAAGUACGUUUGUAAAGAAAAAUAUCCCUUGUUCCUUUUACCAAUACAUAAUGAUUGUGAGGCACUGCUGUACACUCAUCCUCAGAAAAUUCCUGAGUCUUGUGAAAAACGAGUUAGUGCCAUUCAUAAAACAAUUUUUAUCAAAAUUCUGAAAAUAAAUUCUUGGAUUUUUGUUAGUCCAAACGAUGAAACUCUCACAAUAAAGUGUCAAAAUUUUGAAGACUCUAUUCGUUUAAACAAUUCAGGCAUUUUAGAACUUGCACCGCACUGUAUCGCUUUUACAAGUUCUGUCACGCUAAAGCCAAUUGAUACCAAAGAAGCAAAUGAGUCAUUCAUAAACACAAAUUAUUUUCAAAAUCUUGACAUUAAAAAUGAAAUCAAUAAUCAAGAUCUUCGUUUCAGUUUCAUGGAAACUUUGUCCUUGAAUAAAAGUAUUUUAGUACUUCCUGAUCAAAAUGAAAAAUUAACAAAAAUUAGUUAUUCCAUCGAUGUAUUAAAAGCAAAGGAACAAAAGAUGUUAAACCAAAAAUCUAUUGAUUUUAACCAUAUUCAUCAUUAUAUUCUAGUAUAUUUAGUAGUGUUUUUAAUUGUAAGGUACGUAGGUUUUAAGAAAUAUAAAACAAUGUGCGUUAAUCAAGAUAAAAGGAAAUGUGAAACUCCAAGUGCAACCGCUGAAAGCAUCUGUUUAACAACGCGAGUGCCGCGAAUAGACAAAACCGCUGACGUCCAGUUUAACGAAAUAGCUGAUAAGGCAAAAAAGCGCCAAAAGCAAAAAAUUUCCGGAAGCAGCAGCAAUAGCAAGUCGAACGCCGAGGCCACCACCGGUCAAACCGCUGAUGAGACCACCACGGCUCAAAUCGCUGACGAAGCCAGAGCCAUCUUACAAUUUCACAGCCUACUGGAAGAUGAAAAUCCAAGCCUGCCCCCAAACAAAACGCCGCUCACCAUCUUUCCUGUGUGGACCGAACAACAUGGACAAACUUAUUUCCUCCACCUCCACGUAUCCCUGAUAGAACUGAGGAACAUUAACUAUAUCAACAUCAAGAAGCCGUUGCCUCCAGCGAAGGGGCACGUCUGCUCCCAGGCACGGUGUAGGACUACAGGAGCAUUGUGCAAUACCUGGAGGAUAAGAAAAUCCACUACCACACAUUCCAGCACGCGAACGCUCAGCCUAGAAGAGACCACUUCCUUGGACCAACAAACCCAAGGAUGCAGCCACAGAACCAAUCAACGAUAG
This is a messenger RNA of Ceutorhynchus assimilis (cabbage seed weevil), 2856 nucleotides long. The record is from the annotation of a GenBank genome assembly. Lineage: Eukaryota; Metazoa; Arthropoda; Insecta; Coleoptera; Curculionidae.